ACACCCCUCAUGGCUUUGCACUGCACACUGCUUCCUACUGUCUGACCACCACAGCACAGGAACAGCCGGGACUCAUCCAAUCAGAACCAUGCAGUCUGCCGAGGCCAAAUUCAACAAGAACAGCCUUCACUUGGCUCUGAGGAGAUACAGCUCAGCCGUCAGCGACAUGGAGCAGACCAUCCUGCUGCCGAGUCUGCUGAGAGACGUGCCCUCCGACCGGGUGUGGGACAGCGAGGAGGCGGAGGAGUCCUGUUGCGGUGACCUGUACGGAAACUACCUGAUGCUGAAGACCAUCAGGAACGCAGUGGAGAGCGGCCUGUUCCACCUGGGCGAGCACAAGCCAGAGGCCAGCACGGAGCUCAGCGACACCCGGCUGGACGCAGACCCCGAAGCCCUCUUCCGCUUCCACCUGAGCGGACUGUUUUCUGUGAUGAGCGACCUCACCAAGAGGUCUCAGAGCCUGACGGAGAAAUACAUGGACAUCAUCGGAGUGGCGAAUUAGAGAACAGGGGUCAGAUACGUGGACGCCGGGUGUUUGUAGAAGUGCUGUCUAUGCUGCAGUCACUUGAACAUCUCUGAACUGUUUACAUUCAGUGACCCCAUGCUUCUAACUCGUGGAGUACGUUUGCAAUCACUGCCCAAACUCUAAAUUUCUGUCUCUUCAUUUUGCAAAGCUCCAUUGAAACUGAUAUAAAGAUUAAAUGAUCAUGAAUGACAA
Platichthys flesus (European flounder) is the source of this 718-nucleotide messenger RNA. RefSeq names its product thyroid hormone responsive (gene thrsp). The record is from RefSeq and is a predicted model, not a curated record. Gene Ontology annotation, biological process: regulation of lipid biosynthetic process. NCBI's taxonomy places the organism in Eukaryota, Metazoa, Chordata, Actinopteri, Pleuronectiformes, Pleuronectidae. Bases 89 to 502 code for a protein of 137 amino acids. Gene Ontology annotation, cellular component: cytosol. The transcript has a single exon.